Messenger RNA from Encephalitozoon romaleae SJ-2008, 255 nucleotides. RefSeq lists its product as hypothetical. NCBI's taxonomy places the organism in Eukaryota, Fungi, Microsporidia, Unikaryonidae. The record is from RefSeq and is a predicted model, not a curated record. The transcript has a single exon. Bases 1 to 255 code for a protein of 84 amino acids.
AUGCUUCCUGAAUCUGUCAACAACCUCUAUAAGAAUCUUGAGUCUGUAAUUCUUCAGUUCAAGUCUCCAGCAUUUGGAAGUUAUUUUCUCAAGAAAGCCAAGGAUGAAUACAAUGACAUCUAUACCAGGUCCUGCGGAAAGAAGGAUGAAAGGGCAAUUGAGAGGUAUCUUAAAGAUCAGGAAGAAUUACUGGACAUCCUUAGGAGGCAAACAACUAUCUACAACAUGUUUUACGAUGAUUCAAGUGGAAUAUAG